Messenger RNA from Xenopus tropicalis (tropical clawed frog), 6498 nucleotides. RefSeq names its product mucin-2. Lineage: Eukaryota; Metazoa; Chordata; Amphibia; Anura; Pipidae. The coding region runs from base 1 to 6498 and encodes 2165 amino acids. The transcript is spliced from 48 exons. The record is from RefSeq and is a predicted model, not a curated record.
AUGUAUAAAAGGCAAGAAAUGAGAGAAGCAAGUUGUCAUUGCAUGGCCAAGAAGCAAACCAUGGAACUCCAGACUCCAAGGAUCUGGGUAUGGUUGGCCUUGACGCUUUCCUUGUCAAGUGCCUAUGACAUUAUUCCAGGUAGACCUGUCGACCACACUAAGUCUAUAUGCAGUUCAUGGGGCAACUUCCAUUACAAGACAUUCGAUGGAGUGAUCUAUCAGUUUCCGGGCACCUGCAACUAUAAUUUGGCUUCACACUGUGGGGACUCCUACCAUGAAUUUUCUGUCCACAUCCAGCGUGCCAUAGAGGAUGGUGACCCAGUCAUUCACCAAAUCUUUAUGCAAAUCAAGGAUGUAACUAUAGAACUGAAGAGAGAUGCUGCGAAGGUGAAUGGGCAAAUCUUUGUGACCCCUUACUUCAACUAUGGAGUUUUCAUAAACAAGAAGGAUGGGUACACAAAGGUGCAUACAAAGAUUGGCCUGACCCUCACAUGGAACCAAGAAGAUUCAGUUAUGUUGGAGGUGGAUGCCAAGUAUCAAAACAAGAUGUGUGGACUCUGUGGGGAUUACAAUGGCGCUCCAGUCAGUAAUGAAUUCUAUCUGAAUGAUAUGCCACUCAACCCUAUCCAGUUUGGUAACAUGAAAACCAUUAACGAUCCAACUAUUACCUGCACAAAUGUAGAUGAGAGCCAACAAAUGAAUGUUUCCAGUUGUGGUCAAUAUUACUCUGUGUGCAAGAGUUACCUCACCCAAAAUGCCUUUUCAUCAUGCCAAGAUCUUUUUGAUGUUUCCGAUUACGUUAUGGCCUGCAUGCUUGAUGUGUGCUCCUGUAGCAGUGCUGAUGCCUCAUGUCUAUGCAGUACAUUAACUGAGUAUUCAAGGCAAUGCACUCAUGCAGGAGGGAUCCCACAGAACUGGAGAACCAAUGACCUCUGUCCUAAACGGUGCCCUGGGAAUAUGAUAUACAAGGAAAGUGGUUCCCCAUGCAUAAGUUCCUGUUCUCAUCAUGAAGUAAAAAGCCUUUGUGAGGAGCACAAUAUUGACGGCUGCUUCUGUCCUGAUGGCACAGUGUGGGAUGACCACAAUAACGCCGGCUGCAUUUCAAUUAGCGAAUGUCACUGCAAGUAUCAAGAAAAAUUCUAUGCUCCAGGAUCAAAGAUUUUAAAUGAUUGUGAAGAAUGCUCUUGUAAUGCAGGAAAAUGGACCUGCACGCAUGGAGUAUGCCCCAAAGUUUGUUCCAUUGAAGGAGGAGCUCACUUCAAAACAUUUGAUGGGAAGCCAUACAAGUUCCAUGGCAACUGUUACUAUUUGCUGUCUAAGGCAACAGAGAUGACGCCAUGCAAUGCUUAUUCACGGGAGACUUGUCUGAAAAACAUCCAGUUCUACACAGAUGACAAUGUCUUGUCCAUCAGAGCCGACGGAUCUGUUUUAUUAAAUGAUCUCAAAAUAAGCCUCCCUCAUGUUACAGGAGGUUUCUCAGUUAUACAGCCCACGGAAUCAAACAUCUUUGUCAAGACAAAAUUUGGUCUCCAGAUGCAAAUCUAUCUCCUACCACUGAUGCAGCUGUAUAUUAGCAUGGAUAAUUCUGAUAAGAAUACAUUUGAAGGUCUUUGUGGUAACUUUAAUUACAAAGAAGGAGAUGACUUCAUAACAUCUGCAGGUAUAGAAGAAUCAACAGCAUCAGCCUUUGCCAACACCUGGAAAAUACAGUCUACCUGCCAAGACUCAGUAGAGGUGUUAAUAGAUCCUUGCAGCUUCAGCAUGGAGACUAAAAUCUAUGCUGAGAAAUGGUGCUCUUUGCUGAGAGAUUCAGAGUCUCCUUUUUGGAAAUGCCACUUUGCAGUAGACCCAUCUGAAUAUUAUAAGAGAUGUGAGUACGAUACCUGCAGCUGUAGUCAUAGCGAAGCCUGUAUGUGCGCAACACUGUCCUCAUAUGCCAGAGCCUGUGCUGCAAAAGGAAUCAUCUUGUGGGACUGGAAGAAAGGAAUCUGUGAUAAAGAGAUUCCCAGCUGCCCAGCCUCACAGAUAUACUUGUAUAACAUCACUACUUGUCAGCCUACUUGCCGCUCCCUGGCAUUAGAAGAAAAAGAAUGUGACAGUGAAUUCACACCAGUUGAUGGCUGUGGCUGCCCAGACGGAAUGUAUCUCAAUGAAAAAGAUAGUUGUGUUCCCAAAUCACAGUGUUCUUGCUACCACCAAGGAAUGUAUCUUAGACCAAAUGAGGUUUUCUACAGGAUGGAUGAACGAUGUUCCUGCCAUGAAGGAAAACUUAACUGUGAUUCUUUUAUCAAUGACACUUGUUCCAAUGGAAAAGUCUUCCUUGACUGUAAAAAGGAAAAGAGAUCUCACAUGUCACGGCAUAGGAGCUGUCGGACCUUGAAUAUUGGACCUGUGGGUACAGGCUGCAUCUCUGGAUGUGUGUGCCCAGAUGGGCUGCUUGAUGAUGGACAUGGAGGCUGUGUUGUAGAGAGUUCCUGCCCUUGCUCAUAUAAUAAUAAAGUAUUUGCUCACGGAUCUAGGUUGAUUGAGGAAUGCAAAUCCUGCACAUGCGAGAGUGGGCUUUGGUCAUGCAUACAAACACCUUGUUAUGGAACGUGUACCAUCUAUGGGAGCGGCCAUUAUAUUACAUUUGACAAGAAAUUCUAUGACUUUGAUGGAAGUUGCGAAUUUGUAGUUGCUCAGGACUAUUGCGGUGACAGUGCAUCAAAUGGUACAUUCAGAAUAAUCACAGAAAAUAUCCCAUGUGGCACUACUGGAGUAACAUGUUCAAAAUCCAUCAAGAUAUAUUUAGGGAAUACAGAACUGAAGUUGACUAAUAGUCACAUGGAGAAAAAGUUUGGAGAAUUUGAAACUGAAGUGGGAUAUAAAGUCCGUGAAGUGGGUCUUUAUCUCGCAAUUCGUACAAGCAGUGAUAUUUCCCUCAUUUGGGACAAGAAAACUUCCUUAUUAAUCAGACUGCCAUCCUCUUACAAGGGCAAAGUAUGUGGCCUGUGUGGAAAUUAUGAUGACAAUGCCAACAAUGACUUCCUGACCAGCCAAUCCAUACAAGCCAGCAAUGCAAUGCCAUUUGGAAACAGUUGGAAGCGUAGUAAUGAUUGUCCUGAUGCCAAUAGUAUUCCCCAGCCAUGCCUGGCAGCACCCCACCGCAGAUCUUGGGCUGAAAAGAAGUGUGACAUUAUCACCAAUAAUGUUUUUGCAAGAUGCCAUAGCAAGGUGGAUCCAAAACCCUUCUAUGAUGCUUGUGUAAAUGAUGUGUGCUCCUGUGACACUGGUGGGGACUGUGAGUGCUUCUGCACUGCUGUGGCUGCCUACGCUCAACUCUGCGCUAAAGCAGAUGUCUGUAUUCACUGGAGAACACCAGAAAUUUGUCCAAUAUUCUGCGACUACUAUAACACCAAUGAGAAUGAAUGUAUGUGGCACUACUUUGCUUGUGGUCCAGAAGAUAGAAGCAUCCACCACAUCACCAAGUACUGCCACUCACCAUCUGUCACACAUCUGGAAGGUUGCUACCCGACUUGUCCAACUGAACGUCCUUACUAUGAUGAAAUAAAUAAAUCAUGUGUCAGUCACUGUAGCUGCAUUAUCAACAACAUUACCUACAGCAUUGGUCAACAGAUACCCAAUCCUGAACCCUGUCAAAUAUGUGAGUGUGGUACUGACUUAAACAAGCAUUGUACUACAGACCCAGCAUGCUGCAUCAUGAGUACUACAGCACAACCAAUACCAACAAAUACCAUCAUUUCUACAUACACUUUACCAGAUCUCUGUGUUCAGAGUAAAUGUCAAAAUGGAAGUAUAAUUACAACUGCCACUCUUUGUUCAACCACAACUGGUCAAAAAGUAAUAGGUAGUGAAAGUAGAGAACGUGAUGGAAAAUGCUACAUCUAUGUAUGUGACAGCACUUGUCAGACAUUAAAAACUAAGACGCCUUGUGAAACAACUCAAACAACAUCUUCAACAACAACCCCUUCAACAACAAUUCACACCACAAAAUGUUCCUGUUAUCACAAUGGGAAAGCAUACAUGCCAGGUGAGGAAAUAACAAGAAAUAAAAUCCUUGGAAAGUGCUACAAAGUUGUAUGUGAUGGAAGUUGUGGAGAAAUACCUGCCAUUGAGUUCCCGUGUGAAAUUACAACAACACCAACAACUACACCAACUACAAAAACAACAACACCAUCAAGUACAACAACCACCAAGUCAACCACCAUCACUUCAAUCAGUACAACUACACCUUGUGUACCCCAUACAAGUUGGCAGAUUUUCAAUUGCACCAAAGCUGUGUGCAAUGGAAACGGUGAGCUACAGAUUGUUCAAAAAUCUUGCACACCUCCACCAGAGAUUAACUGUGCCAAUAAAAUGAAGCCAAUUGCUGUUCCUGAUGAUGACUCCUGUUGCUGGCAUUGGGAGUGUCCUUGCGUCUGUAGUGGUUGGGGAGAUUCUCACUAUCUUACCUUUGAUGGAACCUAUUAUUCAUACCAAGGAAGAUGCACCUAUGUUCUAGUGGAAGAAAUUGUGAAAACCAUCGAUAACUUUGGCAUUUACCUUGACAAUUAUGAUUGCGGACAUAAAACUGGUAUUACCUGCCCACGCAAACUUACUGUACGACAUAAAACUCAGGAAAUUCUAAUUUCACCUAAAACAUCUACUCCUACAAGCUUAGAGACUCGUGUAAAUGGAAAUCUUGUAUUGCUUCCUUACACAAAAUAUGGAGUAACAAUUUACCAGUCCGGAGUAUAUUUAGUAGUUGAAAUACCAGAGCUGCACACCAAUGUGACUUACAAUGGUUUGACCUUCAGUAUAAUGAUGCCAUAUGGAAAGUUUUAUAAAAACACACAUGGACAAUGCGGUACUUGCACCAACAACCAAGCUGAUGAUUUAAUGAUGGCUAAUGGUAAAGUUACAACUAGCGCUGCAGCUAUGGCUGAUUCUUUUAUGGUGCAUAACCCAGACAAGCCUCGAUGCAACAGCAUUCCUCCAGUACAUCAUAACACUUGCAAAUCUGCUGUCUGUGAUCUCAUCAUGGGACCGGUUUUCCAAAACUGCCAUGCAUUCCAUUCACCAGAACCUUUCUACCAAGCCUGCCUUUUGGACAGUUGCAAUAAGGCCAACUCAGAUAGUGAAUGUUCAAGUUUACAACAUUAUGCUUCAAUCUGUGGUGAUCGUGGUGUCUGCAUUCAGUGGAGAAGCCAUGCCCCAUCUUGUCCAUUUACUUGUCCUUCUAACAAAGUGUAUGAUGCAUGUGGCCCGGCUCUCCCCAUCACUUGUCAAACUAGGCCAACAGAUACAAUGGCAAUGAAAAAUGACAGACGUGUUGUGGAAGGAUGCUUCUGUGCCAAAGGCAGCAUGCCAUUUAGCACGAAAAUUGAUACCUGCGUAAGCGAAUGUGGAUGUGUUGGGCCAGACAACAUUCCCCGCAAGUAUGGAGAAUCCUUUGAGUUUAACUGUGAGACCUGCAAGUGUUUGGAGGGUGGUAAUGGAAUAACCUGCCAAAAACAACAGUGCCAUCAUGCAAGAAAUGAAGAGUGUACUCGAGAAGGCUUCUACAAAGUGACUCAAGUCAGUGCUACAAACAAGUGUUGUGAAGAAACUGUAUGCAGAUGUGACCCAAGUCGGUGCUCAAAUACCUUCCCUAAAUGUGGACCUGGAUUUGAACUUAAAGGUGGCAUCAAUGAAGGACAUUGUUGUCCUACUUAUGUUUGUGAACCAAAACCUGUUUGUGUUAGAGGAAAUGCUGAAUACUUGCCUGGAUCUCAUGUCUAUUCAGAGAACUGUGAGAAUUGUGUUUGUGCACAAAAUGGACACAACUUUACAAUAGCCUGCAACCCAGUUGUCUGCAACAUACACUGCCCAGCUGGUUUUAAGGUGAAGAAAAAUUCCCCAUCUGACUGCUGUGGUACCUGUCAGCAAACCAACUGUGUUGUGAAGUAUGAUGGCUCCUACAGGAUUAUGAAUAAUGGAGAUGUUCUGCCCUCUAUGAACGAUAACUGCACAAUGUAUAAAUGCUCAUUAAUCAAUGAUCAGUUCAUCACCACUGUCACUCAAAUGUCUUGCCCCUCAUUAAAUGAAGAAGACUGUGAGCCUGUAAGUAUCCAAAAGAAGGACUCCUGCAAGGUACAGGCAUUUGAUGAUUACUUGUCCUACCAAGGGUGCAGAUCUGUGAGCAGGAUCAAAAUGUCUCGCUGUGAAGGAGCCUGCGGAAAAGUUUCAAGGUACUCUGCUGAAGAACAUACUAUGUCCCAUACAUGUUCUUGCUGCAAUGAGGUUCAGACUAAAAGAAGUAAAGUCAAGCUGCAGUGCCCCGAUGGAACAUUAAUUGAUCAUGAGUACAUUGAUGUGCUGGAGUGCAAGUGUGCUGGCACUAAAUGUCCAGAUUAUUCCUGUGAAGGAGUCUGUGAAUUCCAACAGCCAAUGGACGCCAGCAGUAUUCACUGGCCAAUCAGAGGAGCUCAAGAGAAGAAGCUGGUGACUGGGGACUUGCCUGUUGAAGUUUUCAGUUAG